Messenger RNA from Etheostoma spectabile (orangethroat darter), 2028 nucleotides. RefSeq names its product dehydrogenase/reductase SDR family member on chromosome X. Lineage: Eukaryota; Metazoa; Chordata; Actinopteri; Perciformes; Percidae. The transcript is spliced from 8 exons. The record is from RefSeq and is a predicted model, not a curated record. The coding region runs from base 744 to 1724 and encodes 326 amino acids.
CGUCUCUGUUGGAUUCAUUCUAAACAUCCACCUGCUGAAUUUCAUCGGGUUUUAGUAGUGCAACCUUCUUUGAACGAACUGCGGCUGUUAUCAUUCUGUCUCUUCUGAUGUGCGACAGGAAGCCAGAGAGAGUGGAUUUGGAGACAGACAGCCCACUCCUGCGCCGCUUCUAGCAAGGGAAACCCCCCACGCGUUGCGCGCCCGGAUCGCCAGUAGAAAUUCGCGUCGCGGAGUGCGUGUGCAUGUGCGUCAGGCUCUAAAUGUGUGUGUUCGUGCACGACAAAACCCCGGGCUCCGUCCUCAACAGUUGCUACCGGAGCGACGGAGAGGAGAGGUGGAGAGCGAGAGAGAUAACAGACUGAGGACAGACGGACGCGGAGCCCCACGUCGCUCUGCCCGGCUCUGCUCCUGACAUGCAGUCGUUCAUCUCUCCUGUGACCAAGGCCAUCCUAGUAGCGCUCUUCAUCUUCGCCAUACUCCUCAUCCUCUAUGUGAUCCUUUGGUACAUUUGCAGAGACGUGGACUGCGACCACGGCAUUUGAGGAUUCCAAACGGGAAUAACAGGAAUUUCACAAUGGGGUGCACAGCGGAGCCCGUAGAGCCCAGGGUCAUCCCGUACGAUAAGGAGGGAAGUGAGGAUGGACGACUUCAUAUUGGAACGUAUCCCAUAGACGGAACUGGACCUUUUACCCGGAGCUGCUCCUCCUCCUCUGCACUGCUCACUCCGUGACAGAACGGCUGAGAUGUUGUCAGCUAUCCGGUCUUAUCUUCUACCAAUUAUCAAACUUUACCUGCUUGGUUUGAAGGUUCUGUUGGUUCAGCUGUUCAGCAGAUCUUUCAGAUUGCCAGUGAUGCCCAGACAAGAUGGCAAGGUUGCCAUAGUGACAGGAGGAGGGAGGGGAAUCGGCUAUGAGGUAGUCCGCCACAUGGCCAGACUGGGGGCACAUGUUAUCAUAGGUGGAAGGGAUGAGCGGGAGGGUCUGGCGGCCGUCAGAACUAUCUGUGAAGAGUACAAAGAGGCCAAAGUCGAAUUCAGCAAACUGGACCUAGCCUCUUUGGAGUCUGUCCGUCAAUUUGUCAAGAGCUUCAAGGAAAGGGACCUGCCGCUAAACAUUCUGGUCAAUAAUGCGGGUGUUAUGCUGAUUCCCGAGGGUCGUACUGAGGAUGGAUUUGAGCAGCACUUUGGUGUGAACUACUUAGGCCACUUCCUGUUGACCUGGCUGCUCCUGGACACACUGAAGGUUUCUGGGAAAUGUGGUAACUUUUCGCGUGUGGUCAACGUCUCCUCCUCUGCCCACCGCAUCGGCGAAAUCAGACUAAAUGAUUUAAAUAGCUGCCAGUGUUAUUCAGCCCAUGCUGCUUAUUGUACCAGUAAGCUGGCCCAGCUGUUAUUCAGUUCCCACCUCCACCAGGAUUUGCAGCGUGGAGGUUUCCCACUGAGUUCAUGUGCUGUGGAUCCGGGCAUGGUGGAUACUGCGCUCUAUCGCCACCUCUGGACACCCCUCUGUCUGGCACAGAGCGUCAUCGCCCGCCUGCUUUUCAGGACUCCUGCAGAGGGCGCUGUCACUGUGCUGUACGUCGCUCUGUCACCGGCCUUGGAGGGGGAGUGUGGGGGAGGCUACUGGGCCAAUGGGCGCAGGGAGAUGACAACACCACCGAUCUUUAACCCCCAGCUACAGCAAAGCCUAUGGGAAACCAGCGUCCAGUUGCUGGCCCUGCAGUAGCCUGCGACGAAAGGACAACUAACUGGACUAAACCUCGAAGAAAACAUUAGACAAAGACCCUUAACUCUGGCCAACCAGCCACUCUCUCCUUCUUUUUCUCAUUAUUGUUUCUCCAUCCGUACCUCACGUCAAGGUCUUCGUAGCAAUUUAUUUUGACAGUCUCACAAUCCACAACUGGACUGUGAUUGGUUACUAGGGGAGUGAAGCCCUCCUUUUUGUUUCAGACCUGCCAAAGAAGGGCUACAUGGGAUGGAAGAUGUUUUUUUUGCAAUGAGCAUGCAAUCAUAUACAAACGCACGCUAGG